AUGUCCAAUGCCGCACCCAACCUUUCAGCGCCAGCCGCCCCUUCAGACGAGCCAGACGAAAUCAGAGCCAUCUGGGGUACAACUGUCAACCUCGCAGAAACCAUGAAACUAUUCCUCAACUUUCUCAAAGGCUUCAAGCCGAAAUAUCGUGUUUCAUAUGACAGAGACCUUGGUCUGAAAACACGUGUGUUUGCUACACCUGAGGAAGGCGAGGUGGCUCUAUACGAAACGUACUUGCGCAGGAUGAGGACUACGGGAGAUACGAACUUGAAUCUGGAUGUCGUCAACCUUCUUGCAUACCCACCCACCAAAAAACUUCACAGUCAGCUUGUCAAAUACCCCCAGGAAGUUGUGCCUGCUAUGGACCAGGUAUUGAAGGACUUGAUGUUAGAGAUUGCGGACAUGGAUCAACAGGCAGGAGUGGAUGGAAUGGAGGGCGCUGACGGAGAUGAGGAAAUUUCUGAUAUCAUGGGGAAGAUUUACAAAGUCAGGCCGUUUGGACUUACGACCGUGAACAUGAGAGAUUUGAACCCAACAGAUACCGAUAAACUAGUGGCCAUCAAAGGACUGGUCAUCCGCGCAACGCCAGUUAUCCCUGACAUGAAAGUUGCCUUCUUCCGCUGCCUAACCUGCUCACAUACCGUCCAAGUCGAAAUUGACCGCGGUAAAAUCGAAGAACCAGCCAGGUGUCCUCGCGAUAUUUGCGGAUCGCUGGGGACAAUGUCGCUCGUGCAUAACCGAUGCGAGUUUGCCGACCGACAAGUGAUACGCCUGCAAGAGACUCCCGACGCAGUGCCUGACGGACAAACGCCCCAUACCGUCUCUCUGAGCGUUUAUGAUGAGCUGGUCGAUGUAUCGAAACCUGGAGACCGCCUAGUCGUGACUGGCAUUUUCCGGAGUAUACCUGUCCGCGUAAACCCGCGCCAACGAACCAUGAAAAGUCUCUUCAAAACGUACCUUGACGUCGUCCACGUCAAGCUGGGUGGAGGUGGUACCCUUGGCUUUGACAAGACUACCCGACCACCAGGGGGCGACCACGAUGAAGAAAGCGGGAUCGAAGGUCGACAAAGCCGGAAAGCAGAGUUGGAGGAAAAGUUGAAGGAACUUAGUCGUCGACCUGAUAUCUAUGAGCUGUUAGCCCGGUCGCUCGCCCCUUCGAUAUGGGAGAUGGACGACGUGAAGAAGGGGAUUCUGUUACAGCUGUUUGGUGGUACUAAUAAGAGUAUUUCAAGAGGUGGUGGAGGUGGUGGGCCGAGGUACAGAGGUGAUAUUAACGUCCUUCUCGUUGGUGACCCUGGUACGAGUAAAUCUCAAAUUCUUCAGUAUGUUCACAAGAUUGCACCUCGUGGCGUCUACACAUCAGGCAAAGGUUCUUCAGCAGUCGGCUUGACCGCCUACGUUACGCGCGAUCCGGAUUCAAAGCAGCUCGUUUUGGAAAGUGGAGCUCUUGUCCUGAGUGAUGGGGGUGUCUGUUGUAUUGAUGAAUUCGACAAGAUGUCCGAUGCUACUCGGAGUGUGCUCCACGAAGUCAUGGAACAACAAACAGUCUCAAUAGCAAAAGCAGGCAUCAUCACUACCCUCAAUGCUCGAACAUCCAUCCUCGCAGCUGCCAAUCCUGUUGGUUCCAAGUACGACGUCGACCUACCCAUCACACGCAACAUCGACCUACCCCCAACGCUGAUCUCGCGAUUCGACCUCCUUUACCUCGUCCUCGACCAAGUCGACGAAGUCCAAGACCGCAAACUCGCACAACACAUAGCCAGUCUAUACCUCGAAGACGUCCCAGUCUCAGCCGAGCAGGACAUCCUACCCAUCCACGAACUCUCCGCAUACAUCGACUACGCCCGUUCACAUAUCCACCCCGUCAUAAACGAAGAGGCACAAGAGGAGCUCGUCAAAUCGUAUGCUGAGAUGCGGAACAUGGGAGACGACCCGCGUGCUUCUGAAAAGCGCAUCACCGCUACCACUCGUCAGCUGGAGAGCAUGAUCCGGCUCUCAGAGGCUCAUGCCCGCAUGCGUUUCUCAGACUUUGUCGAGUUGGAAGAUGUGAAGGAGGCGUGUAGGCUCAUGCGCGAUGCUAUACGGACGAGUGCGAUGGAUCCACGUACUGGGAAGAUUGAUAUGGGGUUGCUGAACACCGGUACCGGAUCUGGGCAGAGGAAGUUGAGGGAGGACAUGAGGAAGGAGGUGCUGAGCUUGUUGGAUGGGGCUGGGAAGGGGAGAGGUAUCAAGUGGUCUGAGGUGGUCAAACAGCUUGGGGAGCAGAGUAGUGUCAAGGUUGAUGUUACUGAGUUUUCAGAGGUGAUGAAGGGGCUGGAGAACGAGGGGUUGCUCAAGGUUGUUGGUGAGAGGGAGAAGAGGACGAUCAGGAGGAUAGAGGGAUGA
Molecule: messenger RNA, 2385 nt
Organism: Laccaria bicolor S238N-H82
Lineage: Eukaryota; Fungi; Basidiomycota; Agaricomycetes; Agaricales; Hydnangiaceae
Exons: 6
Coding region: 1-2385 (794 amino acids)
Biological process (GO): mitotic DNA replication initiation; double-strand break repair via break-induced replication; DNA replication
Cellular component (GO): MCM complex; nucleus
Molecular function (GO): single-stranded DNA binding; single-stranded DNA helicase activity; ATP binding
Source: RefSeq, a predicted model, not a curated record